UGUCUGCUAUGUAUAGAGGCCAUUAAAACACUUCCUGAAGCUGAAAGACAGCAGCCCCCUGACAGGCGUAUUAUUGCAUUUGGAAUUUCAAGUUUACAGAGGAUUUGCUUCGCAAAGUUGGGCAGACCUAUAGAGAUGGGCAGCAGUGAACCGGUUCCCAUUGCAGAAAGUGACAAGAGAAAGAAGAAGCGACGGAAGGCCCGGGCCACGGACUCCUUGCCAGGGAAGUUUGAAGAUAUGUACAAACUGACCUCUGAGCUGCUUGGAGAGGGAGCCUAUGCCAAAGUUCAAGGUGCCGUGAGCCUGCAGAAUGGCAAGGAGUAUGCUGUCAAAAUCAUUGAGAAGCAUGCAGGACACCGUCGGAGCAGGGUAUUUCGGGAGGUGGAGACGCUCUAUCAGUGUCAAGGAAACAAGAACAUUUUGGAGCUGAUUGAGUUCUUUGAAGACGACACAAGGUUUUAUUUGGUCUUUGAGAAAUUGCAAGGAGGCUCCAUCCUAGCCCACAUCCAGAAGCAGAAGCACUUCCACGAGCGAGAAGCCAGCCGCGUGGUGCGGGAUGUCGCCGCAGCCCUUGACUUCCUGCACACCAAAGGCAUUGCUCACCGCGAUCUGAAGCCAGAAAACAUAUUGUGUGAGUCUCCAGAAAAGGUGUCUCCAGUGAAAAUCUGUGACUUUGACUUGGGCAGCGGGGUGAAACUGAACAACUCCUGCACCCCCAUAACCACACCAGAGCUGACCACUCCAUGCGGCUCUGCAGAAUAUAUGGCCCCCGAGGUGGUGGAGGUCUUCACAGAUGAGGCCACUUUUUACGACAAGCGCUGUGACCUGUGGAGCCUGGGCGUGGUCCUCUACAUCAUGCUGAGUGGCUACCCACCCUUUGUGGGUCACUGCGGGGCCGACUGCGGCUGGGACCGGGGAGAGGUCUGCACGGUGUGCCAGAACAAGCUGUUUGAGAGCAUCCAGGAAGGCAAGUAUGAGUUUCCUGACAAGGACUGGGCUCACAUCUCCAACGAGGCCAAAGAUCUCAUCUCCAAGCUCCUGGUUCGAGAUGCGAAGCAGAGACUAAGCGCCGCCCAAGUUCUGCAGCACCCAUGGGUGCAGGGGCAAGCUCCAGAAAGGGGACUCCCCACGCCGCAAGUCCUCCAGAGAAACAGCAGCACAAUGGACCUGACGCUCUUCGCGGCUGAGGCCAUCGCCCUUAACCGCCAGCUAUCUCAGCACGAGGAGAAUGAACUGGCAAAGGAAUCAGAGGCACUGGCUGAGGGCCUCUGCUCGGUGAAGCUUUCCCCUCCCUCCAAGUCACGCCUGGCCCGCCGGAGGGCACUGGCCCAGGCAGGCCGCAGCGGAGACCCGAGCGCAACACCCACAGCACUCUGACCCACUCUGGGCCCCACGCCUGUCCAGGCCGUGCCCCCCUGGAAGCCUGUGAGGGGCCUGCUCUGCGGCUCCAUCCAGGCCUUUCGUCCACGAAGGCUCUCAUCCUCCUUUCCCCAGAGUCCUCAAGGAAAAAGGCUUUUUCCAAAGGGGUUGUCUUUGAAAAGGAAAGCAAUCACUUGUCACUUUGCAUAACCGCCUGCGGCAGGGACAUCUCUUUGCUGGGCUCCUGCCCACCUGCUCACCCGCCUGCGGAAGGAGGAUCUCGGCUGCUCUCACUGGCUGGGGCUGUGGCCUUCAGGGAGCCAGCCUUGAGAAGCUCGGCUGACAGAGGCUCUUCCCUCUCUCUGCACUGUCACCCGCCUCUGGCGGUCCUUCCACCUUCCUCUGUCCUCCGGACGUCCUCCCCCUUGGCUGAGCAAAGCCAUCCCCUCAAUUCAGGGAAGGGCAGGGAGCCUUCUGUAUUCAGGAAGCCAGAUCAGUCUUCCAGUUGAUGGCGCGGAGAAGCACAUAAUCUUUCUUUGCCGCGACCAGAAUGUGUCCCUCAUUUAUCAUCCUCUUCCUUGUUUGGGACUGCUGCUAAAGUCAGUAUUAUUUCAUUUUUUUAAAAUGUUUGGGGUAUUUUUAACCGUGCUCUUCUGGCAAAGAUGAGACUUUACACUCCCACUGUGAGCUCGUGGACUUUCCAGAGCUCUUAGGGCUCACUCUUCUCUCCUGAACGUCCAUGCAUUUGGAAGGUUUUAAUCAGCUAUUUCCUAUUAUUUUAACUGGUUUUAAGCUGUUCAGAUGAUGAGUGACUUAGAGACCAGUGUGUCUGCUGCUUCCUCCCUCGGGCCUGGUGUGGAGGGCAGCACAGGUCUGGGUCAGUGAGGAGCUCUGUGCCUGAUGUGGAGCCGGUCCGGAGGCUGCCCGGCCACCCUGGUCUGAGCCACGUGGUGCCUGCUGCCUGGGAGCACAGAGACACAUCCAGCAUCAGAUAGCUAAGCUGCUUAGUUACCUUAAAAAAUCAAUUUGCAUGUGUCAGAUGUUUUUACAACACAAGGAUGCUAUUAUGCAUUGUGCUUAUUUUAAUAAAACUGUUUUAAAUUCUA
Hippopotamus amphibius kiboko is the source of this 2465-nucleotide messenger RNA. It is a transcript of the gene MKNK1, whose product is annotated as MAPK interacting serine/threonine kinase 1. The transcript is spliced from 12 exons. The coding region runs from base 136 to 1377 and encodes 413 amino acids. Lineage: Eukaryota; Metazoa; Chordata; Mammalia; Artiodactyla; Hippopotamidae. The record is from RefSeq and is a predicted model, not a curated record. Gene Ontology annotation, molecular function: calmodulin binding; calcium-dependent protein serine/threonine kinase activity; calcium/calmodulin-dependent protein kinase activity. Gene Ontology annotation, cellular component: nucleus; cytoplasm. Gene Ontology annotation, biological process: intracellular signal transduction; peptidyl-serine phosphorylation; protein autophosphorylation.